AUGGUCAUUGACUGUAUACUAUGUACAGCUUGUUAUAUUCGUGUAUUAGAUAACAUCACGGCCGCGGUAGAAGCAGCAAGCAGCGUCGUGGGAGACCAAGUCCAGUCGGUUCAGUUGCUCGUCACUAUUUUGCAAGAACAAAAACAAAAUAAAACGGAUGAGCUUGACCAAGUGGAGAGCCAACUAGCAGCAACAACAGACCCUCCAACAACCACCGAAUUUCAUACAACAGAAGCUAAGCUGUCCACCAAUGAAAAAGUAACUACACUGCCACCUAAUUCCACUAAACAACCAACGACUACAAUGCAGCUAACACCACAGAAAACUACUGAGGAACCAACAACCGGAGUUAUAUCAACUACUGAGUUACCAAAAACCACUGAGCAAACAAUCAUAGCAUCAACAAUUACCACUGACUCACAAACGACAGAAAAUCAACGAACCACACGGUCACCAAAAACCACUGAGCAACUAACAACCAAAUUCUUGCUAACAACCACGGUGUCAACGACAAAAGUAGAACCAACCACACGGCCACAAGUAACCACCGCGCAAUCAAUCACCACGAUGCUACAAACAACUACUGUGUCACCAACGGCCUCUCAGCAACCAACAUCCACUGAUGAACCAACAACCACAGUUUUACAAACAACCAAAUGUUCAAACAGAACACACAAGUGCACAACCACCCUGACCAACCAAACGACCAAUGUGAACCAAAAAACCACAUUUGCCCACAAAGAACCUGAAACUGUGCAUACCAACGGGACCACCGAAACCAACCACCAACCACAAUGCCUCCAACAAAGGGAACCCACCAAAACUGUUACCCCCUUCCCCCAACAACGAACGCCACAACUGGCCCCCAAACAAAGACCCCCGACAACUGUGCCCCCAAACAACUUCCAAAAAGAACCAAAAGCCAAAAAACCCACCGUGCCAAACACAACCCACAAAUGCCACCCCAAGCCUCCAAAAACAAAAACCCGACAACUUCCCUGCCAAACAACAGAACCGCCGACAACUGUGCCACCCACAGAACCGCCCAACUGUGCACCAACCACCACAGCGCCUCCAAACAACAGAACCCCCGACAAACCUGCCCCAACAACAGAACCGCCAAACAACUGUGCCACCAACCACCACAGUCCCUCCAACAAACAAGAACAGCCGACAACUGUCCCCACCAACCACCACAGUGCCCCCCAACAAACAGAACCGCCGACAACUGUGCCACCAACCACCACAGGCCUCCAACAAACAGAACAGCCGAAACUGUGCCACCAACCACCAAAAGCCUCCAACAACAGACAGCCGACAAACUGUGCCACCAACGACAAAACCCGCCGACAACUAACCGCCGACAACUGUCCCCCAACCACCACAGCGCCUCCAACAACAAAAACCGCCGACAACCGUGCCACCAACCACCACAGUGCCACCAACAACAAACCGCCGAAAAACUGUGCACAACAACAGAACGCGACAAUGUGCCACCAACAACCAGAACCACCGACAAAUGUGCCAUCAACAACAAACCGCGACAACUGUGCCACCAACAAAGGAACAGCCGAAAAAACUGUGUCACCAACCACCACAGUGCCUCCAACAACAGAAACCGCCGACAACUAUGCCACCAACCACACAUGCACCAACAACAAACCGCCGACAACUGUCCCCACACCCACAGUCCCAAUAACAACAGAACCGCCGGACAACUGUGCCACCAACCCCCCACAGUGCCACCAACAAACAGAACCGCCAGAAAAACUGUGUCACCAACAACAAAACCCGCCGCAACUGUGCCACCAAACCACAAGUGCUCAACAACAGAACAGCCGACAACUGUGCCACCAACCACACAGUGCCACUAACAACAGAAUCGCCAUAAAACUGUGCCCCCAAAACCACCACAGUGCCUCCAACAACAGAACAGGCCCGAAAAACUGUGCCACCAACCACCACAGUCCCCCAAACAAUAGAACACCCAAACAACUGUGCCACCAACCACCACAGUGCCUCCAACAAAAGAACAGCGACAAACUUUUGCCACCAACCACCACAGGCCACCCAACAACAGAACACCCGACAACUGUGCCACCAACCACCACAGGGCCUCCAACAACAGAACACCCGAAACUGUGCCACCAACCACCACAGUGCCACAACAACAGAAACAGCGACAACAACCGCCGACAACGUGUCACCAACCACAAGUGCCUCCAACAAGAACAGCCAAACAAACUGUGCACCAACCACCACAGUCCUCCAAAACAGAACAGCCGAAACUGUGCCUCCAACAACAGAACACCCGACAACUGGGGCCUCAACAACAGAACAGCCGACAACUUGCCAAAACAAACAGAAACCGCCAAACAACUGUGCCUCCACAACAAAAACAGCCGACAUCUGUGCCACCAAACCACCACAGUGCCCCCCAACAACAGAAACCGCCGAAAAACUGUGCCACCAACUACCACAGUGCCUCCAAAUCAGACCCGCCGACAAACAGAACCGCCGACAACUGUGCCACCAACUAACACAGAGGCCUUUAACAACAGAAUCACUGGCCACCAACAACGGGAAUCACCAUCAAUUGUGAAAUCAACCACCACGGUCCCACCAAAACAGAAUCGCGAUGUGCAACCAACAGCACAGUGCCCAACAGAACGCAUAACUAACUGCACAAAGAAAAGCACAGUUACUUCAAGAAAUGGGAAAAACCGGGGAACCAGAUUUCUGCCUCCAAAGCCACUUCACAGCUCUUCAAAAGACCAAUCAAGCCCUGCAAAAGAGUCAUUGAAAGCCAUCGAGCAAAACCAUGGCAAUUCCGGAAGGAAGCGGCGAUCCCUUACUUACUCUAUCGAUCAAGAUGGCGACACUGCACAGGGCGAUCCAUAUUGUGAGUAUGCACGUUCAUGUACAUUGAAGAGGAAAAGUCCACAUUCAAGUUUUAUGUGUUACUUCAUGUCGCCCAUAGAUGGCGCAGUAUUUAUUGCAUCUAAAGUAAAAGACAGUUGCUUCCCGCUGGUGCGUUGCGACACCAAAGUAGUUCACUUCUUGCCCUUUCAGGAGGGUUAUAAGAAGGAAAAUGGGAAGGUUAACGUUGGGUUUAUCGCGUAUAUGUCAGAGGUUUAA
Penaeus monodon (black tiger shrimp) is the source of this 3138-nucleotide messenger RNA. Its product is annotated as mucin-2-like. NCBI's taxonomy places the organism in Eukaryota, Metazoa, Arthropoda, Malacostraca, Decapoda, Penaeidae. The record is from RefSeq and is a predicted model, not a curated record. The transcript is spliced from 14 exons. The coding region runs from base 1 to 3138 and encodes 1045 amino acids.